Messenger RNA from Acaromyces ingoldii, 2446 nucleotides. Its product is annotated as putative aminopeptidase P, cytoplasmic. NCBI's taxonomy places the organism in Eukaryota, Fungi, Basidiomycota, Exobasidiomycetes, Exobasidiales, Cryptobasidiaceae. Gene Ontology annotation, molecular function: metalloaminopeptidase activity. The coding region runs from base 1 to 2085 and encodes 694 amino acids. The transcript is spliced from 2 exons. The record is from RefSeq and is a predicted model, not a curated record.
AUGGUCUUGCUCCUUCGGCGGCCUCUACUUUUCCAUCUCCGACUACAAGCUGCCGCUGCGAGGCCCUCGACUGCCUCUUCUCUCUCCACCAUAGCGCUUGCACGCACCUCGGUCCAGUCGGCCUUGCGCGCCAGGCUCGGCGAUCAAAGCGUUAUCGCCCGCCCGUUUAGCAGAAGCAGCCUUCACAACCACAACCAUCAUCAUCACCACCAGAGCGACAAGAUGGGUGCCGUCAGUCAGGGCAAGGUUGACACCACCCAGCGGGUGGCUACCCUCCGAGACUUGAUGGACAAGCACGGCCUCGAAGCGUACGUCGUGCCCUCGGAGGAUGCCCAUGCGAGUGAAUACCCCGCCGAGUCGGACCUUCGGCGAGGCUACAUCAGCGGCUUUUCCGGCUCGGCCGGCUGCGCCGUCGUGGGCAAGAAGGAGGCGGCUCUUUUCACCGACGGACGAUAUUUCUUGCAGGCCGGCCAGCAGCUCCAGCCAGACGUCUGGAAGCUCAUGAAGCAGGGCGAGGCCAACGUGCCGACCUGGCAGGAGUACCUCUCGAAGAACGUCGGACCAAAGUCAAAGAUUGGCAUGGACCCGACGCUGAUCAGCGCAGAAGAUGCGCGGUCCAUCUCGGCAGACUUGGAGUCUGUCGGCUCUGAGCUUGUCGGUGUCGAGGAGAACCUCGUCGAUCAGGUGUGGGGGAGCCAGCGCCCAAAACGACCCAGUGAGACAAUCUUUGUCCUCGACGAAGCCAUUGCAGGCAGGUCAGCCGCCGAUAAGAUCCAGGACGUGCGCAACGAAAUCAAGGGCAAGGGCUCCCACCUCAAGGGCUACGUCGCCAACAUGCUCGACGAGGUUGCCUGGCUCUUCAACCUUCGAGGCUCCGACGUGCCUUACAAUCCCGUCUUUUUCGCCUACACCAUCGUCCUCCUUGACAAGGUGCUCUUGUAUGUCGAUGCGACUGGACAGAUGGACCAGAAGACGAGGGACUAUGUCACAUCAACGGGCGCCGAGAUUCGGCCGUACGAAAACUUCUACUCCGAUCUCAAAGCUAUCGGUAAUGAGGUGCUGGGACAAGACGACAAGGUGCUGAUCGGCAAGAAGGCCUCCUUGGCCGUCCAAGAGGCCCUCGGUGGCGCAUCAAAGGUCUUGAUCGAUCGAUCGAUCAUUGUGGACCAGAAGAGCAUCAAGAACAAGGUCGAGAUCCAGGGCUUCCGUGACUCUCACAUUCGAGACGGCGCAGCCUUGGCCAGCUUCUUUGCCUGGCUCGAGGAGCAGCUCGUUAGUGGCCAGAAGAUCUCCGAGUCGCGAGCAGCAGAUGAGCUGGAGAACUGCAGAAAGAAGCAAGACAAGUUCAGGGGCCCCAGCUUCACCACCAUUUCGAGCACCGGCUCCAAUGGCGCCAUCAUCCACUACUCGCCGAACCCGGCCGACUGUCCCGACAUUGACCCCAAGCAGCUCUACCUCUGCGACUCGGGCGCUCAGUUCACCGACGGCACGACGGAUGUGACGCGGACGUGGCACUAUGGAAAGCCGAAGGACGAAGAGAUUCGCGCUUUCACCAGGGUACUCCAGGGUCACAUUGCCAUUGACCGAGCUGUGUUCCCGCAAGGAACAACGGGCUACCUGCUCGACCCUCUCGCCCGUCGACCCCUGUGGCAGGACGGUCUUGAUUUCCGACAUGGAACUGGACACGGCGUUGGCCACUUCCUCAACGUUCACGAGGGCCCUCAGGGCAUUGGAACGCGAGCCGUCUUCAACGAGACAUCGCUCAAGGAGGGCAUGAUCCUGUCCAACGAGCCAGGCUUCUACAAGGACGGUUCCUGGGGUAUUCGGAUCGAAAACCUCGUCGUGGUCAAGAAGGCGGAGACGAGGAACAACUUUGGCAACAAGGGCUACCUCGGCUUCGAGCAUUUGACCCUCUGCCCUUACCAGAUCAACCUGAUCGACCAGAGCCUCCUCUAUCAGGACGAGCGGGAUUGGAUCAACGCCUACCACGACGAGACGUACGAAAAGGUGGCGCCGUUGCUCGAGAAGAUGGGUGACCGCAGAGGACUCGACUGGUUGAAGAGGCAUUGCAGCGCGCGGGUGUAGUCAGGUCAGAGGAUUCCUUUGUAAGUUUAACCGUUUCCCUUUUUCAAGAACGAGAGCAUCAGCACCUGGUUUGCCCUUCGUGAUCCUGGUUUGUGCGGCUGCGAGUCGUCAUGGUAGUAAGGCUUUUCAUCUCAGUAGAAUCCUCUUUUUCCGGCCCACUCAAAUAGAGUCUACUCAGCGCUUCUUCCACGCAAGAGUACGACGGGACAACUUGGGCUAGAUUGAUAAAAUAUUGUCGGGCAGCAUAACUAUCCACAACGGGCUUCUUGUGCCCGUCGAGGCUGAAGCGCUCGAGACAUCCAUCACUCCUAUCACCUUUCUUGUACAAUACCUUCUGAAUGAAUCAAUUACUUCCGGUGUC